Schistosoma mattheei is the source of this 1139-nucleotide messenger RNA. The record is from the annotation of a GenBank genome assembly. Lineage: Eukaryota; Metazoa; Platyhelminthes; Trematoda; Strigeidida; Schistosomatidae.
GUGAUAUUUUCCUUUUUUGAAUGGACUCUCUCAUUCACAAAUCAAAAAUAAUUCAUAAUCAUUUUAUUAUAUUUGACGAAGUGAUUAGAUUGCAUUCGUUAACUAAUAGAUACUAUUCAAAAUUAGGAAUAUAAUUUAUCUUAAGGUAAUUCGUUCAACUUUCAUAGAACAUCCUCCCUACAAGCUAUGUAAUAUAAGUAUCAAUGAUCAGCAGAUUAAUAAAUAUAAUUGAUUAUUAUAUCUUCCCCUGAUAGUUUCUAACUGGUUCAACUUACAGAGUUCCAUCUAACCAACCUUUGUUUAUUUUUCCAUAGUUGGUCGGUGUUUACAUACAAAACCUAGAAGAAUAUACUAUUUACUAAAAUAUAUCUUUGCUAAUUAUUAGCAGUCUAUUUAGAUAUUAUUCUUUGCAUGCAAUGCGUGCUGUGGUACAACGAGUUAAACAAGCAUCUGUUAGUGUAAAUGAUUCAAUUAUCAGUCAAAUCGGUCGUGGAAUACUUGUUCUUAUUGGUUUAUCACGACGAGAUACAGAAAAUGAUAUGGAGUAUAUGGUUAGAAAAAUACUGAACAUUCGUUUAUUUCCAUCUCAAGAUGGCAUAAGACGUUGGGAUAAAAGUGUAAAAGAUUUAAAUCUGGAAAUUCUUUGUGUUAGUCAGGGUUUUAUGGUUUUAUAGAAAGAUUUUUGAUUGUUUAAAUGAAAGGAAAGAAUAUUGAUGAUAUUCUAUUCGUACAAAGUGAUAACUAAAUGAUGAUGGUAAUUUGAAAUCAAUAACAUGACCGCUAACCAGAAAAAUAGGUUUUGCUUAUUAUAUAACAAUAGAAAAAAUAAAUAUGAUUACAUAUAUUAUAAACAACUAAUCAUUAUUGAUUAUUUAGCUUAUUCCAUUUCCAAUCGAUUAGAUCUCAACUAUUAGAGCUUCAUAAAUACUAUCACUAACAGUCAAUUUAUAUUGUCAAAAUGUUCUAAAAUUAUACUCAUUAUACUUUUGUCUCUUAAAUAAUAGAACUACUAUUGAAAUUUUAGCAUAUGUUAUAUAUGAAAUAUCUAAAUUUGUUUGUUUUUCUUUUUUCUUACUAUUUAUACAUAUUACUUAAAUCAUACGUUCCAUUUGUACAAAUAUUUAUAUUUCUUAAAAGCA